AUGUCUAUCAGCUCCCUGAGAGCUGAGAGCUGCGAUGCGGUGGAGCUCUAUAAUGCCGUCCCCAGAUUGCCGUCGCUGACGUCUUUCCUGGAUGCAGAUCCGAGGCCGACUUUUCUUGUUCCUAUUAAUGAGUUUGGACCCGUGUUAUUUGAACUAUCAUUUCGAAAUGCCGCUUUCCUACAGGGCUACUUUGAGGCUGACACCUUGGCCGAGACCAACGAGGGCAGACACUUUCGGGCGUGGACCCAGGUGGUGAAGCACUGGAGAGAGGAGUACAGUUUCGCAGGAAGAAUAUGGACUGGUUUCAAGAUUCAAGGCCACUGGAAAUGCAUUCAAGCUACCGGCAUCGCAAAGGACAGCAAUGGCGAGGAGAGCUAUUUCGCGCUGCCCCCAUCGAGUACCAGAGCCCUCGAGGGCGUCAAUAUUGCAGACGUGCGGCUAGCAAGCCUUUACAAGAUGAUGGAAAUGAGUGAUGUUGGCACCUUCGAGUACAGCCCGCAGGGGCAGCUUCUACGCGCAAAUGAAUCGUGGUACCGUUUGAGCCUCCACCCGCCGGGAGGGGAAGCACCCGACUUUUCCUUCAUGGACCUCGUGUAUCCGGCAGAUACGGCUCUCGUUCUUGCACAAUGGAACAAACUCGCUCAGGGAAUUCCCAUUACUUUUGAGAUGAGAUGGAAAGGGAAAGAUUACCGGGACUCUGCCGGGGAUGACGAGCCUGGUCAAUUCCAAUGGGUCCUAUCAGCCUGCGUGCCAAUACAGGACGAUCACGGCAAUCUUCUCAGUAUCGCGGGAAACACGAUCGAUAUCAAUGCACAGAAAAUGGUGCAAGAGGAAGCGCUUCAACGAGCGGAAGCACUGGAACGGGCCCGAGCGAGCGAGCGCAAGUUUGCGAGAUUUGCACUUCUAGCACCGAUAGCCAUAUAUAUCUGCGAUGCAAAAGGACGAAUGACAUACUGCAACAAUCGCUUUUUUGAGUUGACUGGACAUCCUGUUACGAACGAGUACAGAAACAUCAACUGGAAUUACGUUGCCUUUCCAGAAGAUCAGAGCAUCGUGGACGAACAGUGGAAGAAGCUCGUUCACGAAAAGCAGCGCACCAUGGCGCAUUUCCGCCUACGGCACACCUGGGGGCUUGGAGAUGGCAAUGUCAGGCAAGCAUGGAUCGAGAGUCAAGCGUUUCCUGAACUCGACCAAGAGGGCAACGUUGUCUCUAUUUUCGGAACCAUGACGGAUAUAUCGCGGUUCAAGUGGGCAGAAGAGAUUCAAAAGUCGCGAGUACAGGAGGCUCUUGAUGCCAAACACAAGCACGAGAACUUCAUAGACAUGACCUCGCACGAAAUGCGCAAUCCACUUUCAGCGGUCAUCCAGUGUGCGGACUCCACUAUCGACUCUUUAAGAUCCGUCUCGUCGCUCACGGCGCGUUGGCGACACGAAGACUUGGUCACGGUCACGAAGCAAAUCGACAACGAAAUCAAUGUUUGUCUGGACUCGCUACACACCAUUAUAUCAUGUUCCAACCAUCAAAAGCGUGUCAUAGACGACGUGCUCACUUUGUCCAAGAUGGACUCAAACCUUCUGGCGAUUACACCAAUUCGAGUGAACCCUGCAAGUAUCGUCUCCGAGGCCGUUCACAUGUUUGAGCUUGAAUGCCACAAGGACGAGAUUGAGCUCAAGUUUGUCGAGGAUCCAUCAUUGAAAGAAAUUGGCGCGCAAUUUGUCAUGAUGGAUCCAAGUCGUGUGCUUCAAGUUCUAAUCAACCUGUUGACCAAUGCCAUUAAAUUCACCCGCGACCGGCGACACCGCAAGAUCGAAGUCAUCCUGGGUGGGCGCGUCACAAAGCCCUCUGACGGCUUUGGAGGCAUACCCUUUGCCAGUGUUACAACGGAUGCCAGCGGUCUGCUGGACAAGGAAGAUUGGGGGGCCGGCCGACAAGUGUACAUAUGGAUACAAUGUCGUGACACGGGUUGUGGCAUGACCACGGCCGAACAGGUCAACCUGUUUACGAGGUUCUCACAAGCGACGCCGAGGACGCAUAUCCGCUAUGGUGGCAGUGGAUUGGGCUUGUUCAUAUCCAAGAAGCUCACCGAGCUGCAGGGCGGAGCCAUUGGAGUCCAAUCUGAACCAGACGUUGGCUCGACCUUUGCCUUCUUUGUGGCCACGCGAACGACCGACCCUCCGACCCCAGCCGGAAGAUUCGACACGCUUGGAGAUUAUCCCCUUACCAGAGUCAUGAGCAAGGAUGGCCACCCCAUAGAGGGCCAGGAAGCAUUGAAUGCGAGCAUAGAAAAGGCGCCUCGGUACUCGGUUCUAAUUGUGGAAGACAAUCUUGUAAACCAAAAGGUCCUGUCCCAACAAUUGCGCAAGGCGGGUUGCGAGGUUUACGUAGCCAACCACGGCAAAGAAGUCCUAGAGUUUCUACGCAAAACAGAAUACUGGAAGUCAGAUCCGCUACCUUCUCCUCCUUCCUCGGGCCACUCCUCCUCUGCGCCCAUGCCCAUGAUGAAUGGCCAUGUUCCCACAUCUCCACCCGAGUCGCCGCCUGUGCUGGACACGAGAUCAGUAGCACAGUCAUCAUCCCAGCAAGCCAUCAAGCUCUCCGUCAUCCUUAUGGAUAUCGAGAUGCCUGUAAUGGAUGGACUGACGUGCACACGGGCGAUACGCGACCUCCAGGACACCGGCCAGAUUACCAGCCACGUGCCCAUCAUGGCCGUGAGCGCCAAUGCGCGCAGCGAGCAGGUGGCCCAGGCUCGCGAGGCCGGCAUGGAUGACGCCAUUUCCAAGCCCUUCCGUAUCCCCGAGCUCAUGCCCAAGAUUGAGGGCCUGGUCAAGGGAGAUGGACCUGUCGUUGUGUUGCCGGCCGCGACGCCUCUCUCAUAA
Pestalotiopsis fici W106-1 is the source of this 2877-nucleotide messenger RNA. RefSeq lists its product as uncharacterized. Bases 1 to 2877 code for a protein of 958 amino acids. The transcript is spliced from 2 exons. NCBI's taxonomy places the organism in Eukaryota, Fungi, Ascomycota, Sordariomycetes, Amphisphaeriales, Sporocadaceae. Gene Ontology annotation, molecular function: phosphorelay sensor kinase activity. Gene Ontology annotation, biological process: phosphorylation; phosphorelay signal transduction system. The record is from RefSeq and is a predicted model, not a curated record.